Messenger RNA from Nerophis lumbriciformis (worm pipefish), 1298 nucleotides. RefSeq lists its product as uncharacterized. The record is from RefSeq and is a predicted model, not a curated record. Lineage: Eukaryota; Metazoa; Chordata; Actinopteri; Syngnathiformes; Syngnathidae.
UGCCAUAGUAACCAAGGCAAUCAGUCCAAAUGAAGAACAGUUGAGGGAGUUUACGUGUGGUUUAAAUGAGAGUAUGUUCAGCUCUGCUAAAACUGCAUAGAGAAUGGCUCCUGUGGAUGUAAUGAGGUUCUUUGUGCUCUGUUUUUGGUUCCUCCUGGUCGGUCAUGUGAACUGCAGAACCACACAUAAAGGUGACUUGUUGCAUAACCAGGCAGGAGAGUUCGAUGUGGACUUCCGCAGUGACCCCCCUGACCGUGAACCGUGGCCUUUUGGUUUAAGUAGACUGACAUUGGGUCGCAGGAUGCCACGCCGGCAAAUUGGCGGCUUUAACAACUCUAAAAGAGAAUCCGAAACUCUUCAUCCUCGCACAUUUUCAAGGAAGGUUCCAAAAGGUCAACUAUUUCAAUCCGGCUUCAACCCACCUGGUCGGAAACAGGCCUCGUUUUCUGAUAACAAGUUUCCUAGAUUAGGUUCCUAUUCUGUAAUUGGUGCAGGUCAGUUUGCCUCACGUCGUUCUGAGAAGCAGAAAGCUCCGGUUGGUGUUUACUCACACGGCAGUGCAUCCCAGUCCAACACCAGACCCUAUGCUAGACUCGCCAAACCUGUCAGCAACAAGGUGAGCUCCAUAGUCAAAGGGCUAACUGUGGGCAACCAGAUGUCCGCUCAAACAGUUUUUAUCAGUGAUAGGAAGUCUAAAGGAAGGGGAUACACCCAUGUCCGACAUUUCAAGCCUUGGUUGGACAGAACGGAACCGAGCUCUGGCUCUGGAAACGUGAAGUUCCGAAACCAGAAUAAGGGACGCCCGGAUUCAACAAGAGUAAGCGGGACAAAUAUCUAUUAUCAAUCCGUAGACAACCAGUUUAUCAGAUGGCUUUCUCUACCCAAACAAGUCGCAGUCCAAGGCAAGUUCCAACCUUUCCAAAGACUUUCUCAUCCCCCAACUGUGAUCCAUCCUUCCAGUGAAAAAACUCUUCUUCCUACCACUUCACUUCCUGUUCCUGUUAAUGCUACUACUGGUGGAACAGUUGUCCCUCUUACCACUGUAGCGAUGAAGACUACACCGUAUUCGACGCACAGCGAGACUCUCCUACCUCAAUCAACAGAAGCUCCUUCCGAACUUCAAACAAAACAAAACAAAGAUGUUGGUACAACUACUUUUGAGCAGACAUGGAUUGAACACACAGAUGUUACAGAUAAGUAAACACGAGCCACGUCAGAGGUAUGUUUUGGUACUGAGUUAUUGCAACAACUGGCAAUGCUUGUGAAUUUGGUGGUUAUGUGAACCGAGUCCUAACAUU